Ilex paraguariensis (yerba mate) is the source of this 552-nucleotide messenger RNA. Lineage: Eukaryota; Viridiplantae; Streptophyta; Magnoliopsida; Aquifoliales; Aquifoliaceae. The record is from the annotation of a GenBank genome assembly.
AUGCACAAUUCAAUUCUCCAAGACACCAUUGAGAGUGGAGAAGAUGAACAUGACUACUAUCUAGCUGAUGAUGAUCAUGACUCGGAUGGAUCCCAUUUCAUCUAUCUCGUCAACACAAUACUAAGUGGCACGGCACGCCUCAACAUCCUCCUCCCCACUGCCACCAUCCUUGCCUUCUCCAUUUUUUCACCGCUCCUAACCAACUAUGGCCAAUGCAAUGCAUUUGACCGGUGGCUCAUGGCUUUCUUCCUCGCCUUUUCGGCUAUAUCCUGCAUAUUCUUCUCAUUCACUGACAGUUUUCGGACAGCCACGGGAAGGUUGUAUUAUGGUUUGGCUACUAUCCAUGGAAUAAGGACCUUCAAUUGCGGACGUGUGAAACCGUGUUUGCCGGGUGAUUAUAGGCUGAGAUGGGCUGAUCUCUUCCAUGCAGGGCUGUCAUUGGUUGCUUUUCUUACUUUUGUAGCCUCCCAUGGUGAUGUUUUGAGCUGUUAUAAUGUGCAAUUGCCGAGGAAGGAGAAGAGGAAUUGGAUAUCCUUUCUUGCUACAAGGUAA